Phytophthora nicotianae INRA-310 is the source of this 984-nucleotide messenger RNA. RefSeq lists its product as hypothetical. The record is from RefSeq and is a predicted model, not a curated record. The transcript has a single exon. Lineage: Eukaryota; Oomycota; Peronosporomycetes; Peronosporales; Peronosporaceae. Bases 1 to 984 code for a protein of 327 amino acids.
AUGUCCUGGCCGCGCAAGCGCAAGCAUAUUCAAGUAUCCAUGAUGCAAUCUACCAAAGAUCACCAGCCACUUAAGCGCUGGGCUAGCAUGGUCAUUUCGCCUCGCCGCACUUUGAAGCGCCAACGGGUUGCAGUGGACUGCAGCUACCAGUCCGUCUCUUGGGACAAGAACCAGUCGGACGAGGCCUCGAUAGGCUCGCCAAGAUCCUUGCAGUACGCUCUUCCUGAUCUCACAAGCCACGACACACUACGUGUGCUGCACGCAAUGCACACGAUUCCCAGCGAGCUGCGCCACCUCAAUGGUAGCGCCAGUCGCAAUCACCUUCGACGGCGCUGCAAGGUGCGUCAAGUUUUUGGGUGGCGCCACCUGCUGUGCCAAGAAGAAGAGGACGAGCAAUUAGCUCGUCGUGUGGUGUGGAAAAGCGCCAAGGCGCUCGACUCGAUGAGGAUGCGGCCGUUGGCGCGCCAGAUCUGGCGGUCUAGCACCGAAGCCACUGGUGGGUUGCAGGAUGGAGAGACGGGUGAAGUGUUGUACACUGUCAACAAUAUCACCCGGGUAGUUCACUCUACGAAGAAACAAUACGGAAAUCGACGCCGCAGUCGCGACCAGGUCUGGUUGGAGUGCUACCUCGAUGACGGGAUGCAGGUCUGCGUGGCACGUAAAGAGCUCCGCCAGUUCAGCCAGUAUCGUGCACCUGAUACAUCGGCCACGGAAUGUCAGGGCUUCCUGGUGCGGCCAGUGUACACGAGAGCGGUUAAAUCACGGCUUGCGGGCUGCUCGCUGCAAUGCCUUCGAGCUGUCGAUGCGAGUGAUUGCGGCAUGCAGUCCGCCCCAGCUUUGAAGCAACGACUGAUCGACGACCUCCCGCAGCUCACUCUGCAGUGCGAAGAAGAUUAUCUCUACGAUCUCGUUCAGGCUCCACAAGUCCUACUCGACAGCGUCUUCGCCCAUGACGGCAGAAACGAACCGUGCAUGUCAUCAUAA